Messenger RNA from Melitaea cinxia (Glanville fritillary), 841 nucleotides. It is a transcript of the gene trsn, whose product is annotated as translin. The record is from RefSeq and is a predicted model, not a curated record. The transcript is spliced from 7 exons. Lineage: Eukaryota; Metazoa; Arthropoda; Insecta; Lepidoptera; Nymphalidae. Gene Ontology annotation, biological process: RNA metabolic process. Gene Ontology annotation, cellular component: nucleus; cytoplasm. The coding region runs from base 113 to 802 and encodes 229 amino acids. Gene Ontology annotation, molecular function: sequence-specific DNA binding; RNA binding; single-stranded DNA binding.
AUACUGUAGAUUGACUUGAAUGACUGACUUAUGACGGCGAAUUUCUGAAUUCAUAAAUAAACAAACAUACCUAUUUGUUUUUAUUCGAAAUUACACGAUCAGCGAAUUAAAAAUGAGCGGUAACCAAGUAAUUAAUUCCAUUUUCAGCGAAUUCCAGAAAAGUUUGGAUGAAGAACAAGAAUUACGGGAAGUUAUUCGCAACAUUUGCAAGGAGGUUGAUCAAAUAUCUCGUAAAGUAACAACUGCUUUACAAGUGAUACAUCAUAAUGAAGCUGAAAUUGGACCAGCAUGUCUGCAAGUACGUGAACUGUUCGAGAAGGCUAACGAAGGUUACAGAAAGCUGAAGGAAGCCGUGCCUCCAACGGAUUACUAUAAGUACCAGGAUCACUGGAGGUUCAUGACCCAGAGGUAUUGCUUCCUCAUUUCGCUGACCAUCUGGCUCGAGAAAGGCAUCCUGGCUUCUCAUGAGACAGUCGCCUCUGUAUUGGGCAUAAGCGCAGUGGAAGAAAAGGAAGGCUUUCACCUCGAUAUUGAAGAUUACCUGGUCGGGCUUUUGCUCUUGUGUUCUGAACUGUCUCGUCUUGCCGUUAACGCAGUGACAAGGGGCGAUUACGAAAAGCCUCUACAGAUAUCGAAAUUCGUUAUGGAACUUAACGCGGGCUUCAGGUUAUUGAACCUCAAGAACGAUCACCUACGAAAAAGGUUCGACGCUCUCAAAUAUGACGUUAAGAAAAUAGAAGAGGUUGUCUAUGAUCUGAGUAUUCGAGGACUUUUGCCCAAAACUCAGGAGGCAGAAGCAUAGAUCAUAAUAAUUUAUUUAAUAAAACAUAAAAAUACUUAA